This is a messenger RNA of Vigna angularis (adzuki bean), 639 nucleotides long. RefSeq names its product pathogen-associated molecular patterns-induced protein A70-like. The transcript is spliced from 2 exons. Lineage: Eukaryota; Viridiplantae; Streptophyta; Magnoliopsida; Fabales; Fabaceae. The record is from RefSeq and is a predicted model, not a curated record. The coding region runs from base 1 to 639 and encodes 212 amino acids.
AUGGCCAACGUCCUCGCGCAGUCGUCUCCAUCGAAGAAGUCGGAGUUGGAACCUUCACGGAAGUGCUGCCGCUAUCAGAUGCGACCUCGCCGCACCUCGCCGCUAUCAGAUGCGACCUCGCCGCACCUCGCCUCGGUUCUGAUUGAUUUGGGGGUGAUUUGUUGGAGAAAUCUUGAGGGAAGUUCUGGAGAUAACUCACCCCAGUUGGACCGGGUUCCGUCUUCGUCGUUGAUGGACCGGAUUAGGUCUUUUAGUUUUCGUAGAACAGAAAGUGAAAGAUCCGAGUCGGUCCAAAAUUCUGAGUCUGGAAUGAAUCUGGUACGAACUCCAUCUUUGUUGGAGCACGUUAGGCGUUUUAGUCUGGAUUUAGGUAAAGUGCAGAAGGAAAGUUGUGACUUGGUUGAGCAGCAAUUAAGCCGUGCUCCUUCCUUCCUGCAGCGGCUUAAGUCCUUGACCUUUGACAGAUCGGAGUCCGAAGCUGAGGUGAGGGAUGGUGGGGAGUUCGUGGAGGAAAGGGAAGAAGAGGAAGGGGUGGACGCUAAGGCUGAUGAUUUCAUAAACAGGUUUAGGCAGCAACUCAGGUUGCAGAGGCUUGACUCUAUUCUACGAUGCAGGGAUAUGCUCACACGAAACUCAUAA